AUGUCCAAAGGUCGAGGCGCCGGAGGCGUUGAUCAGAUUGUGAAGCUGAUUGUUGGAGCUGGACAAGCCAGUCCUAGUCCCCCAGUUGGUCCUGCUCUGGGUUCCAAGGGUGUCAAGUCAAUGGACUUUUGCAAGGAAUUCAACGCCCGAACUGCGCACAUAAUUACCGGUACACCAACGCCCUGCCGAGUCGUUGUCCGCCCCGAUAGAUCAUUCACAUUUGACGUCCGCACACCACAUACCUCAUGGCUACUCCUCAAUGCUGCUGAAGCCCCAAUGGGAAAGAAGGGCAAGAGAAAAGGGGCUGGAAAGCCCGGCCAUGAGACUGUGGGAACUAUCUCCCUCAAGCACAUCUACGAGAUCGCAAAGAUAAAGCAGAGCGAGCUUCGACUUUCAGGGCUGUCAUUAGAAGGAAUUUGCAGAUCGGCUAUCUACCAAGCAAAGACAAUGGGCAUCGAGGUGGUGGCUUGA
Molecule: messenger RNA, 471 nt
Organism: Fusarium sp. VM40
Lineage: Eukaryota; Fungi; Ascomycota; Sordariomycetes; Hypocreales; Nectriaceae
Source: the annotation of a GenBank genome assembly